Papaver somniferum (opium poppy) is the source of this 7593-nucleotide messenger RNA. RefSeq names its product pre-mRNA-processing-splicing factor 8A. Gene Ontology annotation, cellular component: catalytic step 2 spliceosome; U5 snRNP. The transcript has 24 exons. The record is from RefSeq and is a predicted model, not a curated record. Lineage: Eukaryota; Viridiplantae; Streptophyta; Magnoliopsida; Ranunculales; Papaveraceae. Gene Ontology annotation, molecular function: protein binding; metallopeptidase activity; U2 snRNA binding. The coding region runs from base 156 to 7229 and encodes 2357 amino acids. Gene Ontology annotation, biological process: spliceosomal tri-snRNP complex assembly; mRNA splicing, via spliceosome.
CCCCUUCGAUCUUUCUCUCUCACUUCUUCUAUCCCUCGUUUUUCUCAGAGGUUGAGAUUCGAAAACCCUAAAAACUCCAUUAAACCAUCUUCUCCAAAGAAUUAGUAGAAAGAAGGUAAAUCCAUCUGGUUGAAUAGGGUUCGAGGUGAUACAAGAUGUGGAACAACAACGUGGGAGGAGCUAGUAGCUCCUCUUCACAACCUGUUGCACCACCUGGUACUGGUGGUUCUUCAAUUCCUCCACCACCAGCGAUGCAACCAUUGUAUAGUAUACCACCAACUCCAGCUGAAACUGAAGCCCUUUUAGAAGAGAAAGCACGUAAGUGGAUGCAACUUAACUCUAAAAGAUAUGGUGAUAAGAGGAAGUUCGGUUUUGUUGAGACUCAGAAAGAAGAUAUGCCUCCUGAACAUGUUCGUAAAAUCAUAAGAGACCAUGGAGACAUGUCGUCCAAGAAAUAUCGGCACGAUAAAAGAGUUUAUCUCGGAGCUCUUAAAUUUAUCCCUCAUGCAGUCUACAAGCUGCUUGAGAACAUGCCAAUGCCUUGGGAGCAGGUGCGGGAUGUGAAGAUUUUGUAUCACAUUACUGGAGCAAUCACAUUCGUGAAUGAGAUACCAUGGGUUGUUGAACCUAUAUAUUUGGCACAGUGGGGUACAAUGUGGAUUAUGAUGCGAAGGGAGAAAAGGGAUCGUCGACAUUUCAAGAGGAUGCGGUUUCCACCUUUUGAUGAUGAGGAACCACCAUUAGACUAUGCUGACAAUCUGUUAGAUGUGGAUCCCUUGGAGCCAAUCCAAUUAGAGAUGGAUGAAGAGGAAGAUUCUGCAGUUUAUACAUGGUUUUAUGACCAUAAGCCUCUUGUCAAGACAAAGCUCAUCAAUGGACCUAGUUACAGGAGGUGGCAUCUGUCUCUUCCAAUAAUGGCAACUCUACAUCGUCUUGCUGGACAGCUUCUUUCUGAUUUGAUCGACAGAAACUAUUUCUACUUAUUUGAUAUGGAAUCCUUCUUUACGGCAAAAGCAUUAAACAUGUGCAUUCCUGGUGGUCCCAAAUUUGAGCCUUUGUAUCGUGAUAUGGAGAAAGGGGAUGAGGACUGGAAUGAGUUUAAUGACAUCAAUAAACUUAUCAUCCGGUCUCCUCUCAGGACGGAGUAUAGAAUUGCGUUUCCUCAUCUAUACAACAAUAGGCCUAGGAAAGUGAAGCUCUGUGUUUAUCAUACACCGAUGAUUAUGUAUAUUAAAACUGAGGAUCCUGAUUUACCUGCAUUCUACUAUGAUCCUUUGAUCCACCCCAUACUUUCCAUUAACAAAGACAAGAAAGAAAAGAAAGAUGACGAAGAAGAGGACGAUGAGUUUGUUAUGCCGGAAGGGGUGGAGCCUUUGCUUCAAAACACUCAGCUAUACACUGAUACUACCGCUGCAGGUAUUUCGUUACUGUUUGCCCCACGCCCUUUCAACAUGAGAUCUGGUAGGAUGCGACGUGCUGAAGAUAUUCCUCUUGUCUCAGAGUGGUACAAGGAGCACUGUCCUCCAUCGUAUCCUGUUAAAGUCCGGGUGAGUUACCAGAAAUUGUUGAAAUGUUUUGUGCUGAAUGAGUUGCAUCACCGACCACCCAAGGCUCAGAAGAAGAAGCACUUGUUCCGUUCACUCCAAGCUACUAAGUUUUUCCAGAGUACUGAGUUGGAUUGGGCUGAAGCCGGUCUUCAAGUUUGUAAGCAAGGAUACAACAUGUUGAAUCUUUUGAUUCACAGAAAAAAUUUGAAUUAUCUCCAUCUUGAUUACAAUUUUAAUCUGAAACCCGUGAAGACUCUUACUACGAAGGAACGUAAGAAGUCACGUUUUGGUAAUGCGUUUCAUCUGUGUCGUGAAAUCUUGCGUCUGACGAAACUUGUGGUGGAUGCCAACAUCCAAUUCCGUUUGGGGAAUGUAGAUGCAUUCCAAUUGGCAGAUGGACUUCAGUACACAUUCUCACACGUUGGUCAGCUGACUGGUAUGUAUCGGUACAAAUACAGACUUAUGCGGCAGAUCAGAAUGUGUAAAGACUUGAAGCACUUAAUAUAUUACCGCUUCAAUACUGGACCUGUUGGGAAAGGACCUGGCUGUGGUUUCUGGGCGCCUAUGUGGAGGGUAUGGCUGUUCUUCCUUCGUGGAAUUGUGCCUCUGUUAGAAAGAUGGCUUGGAAAUUUAUUAGCUAGGCAAUUUGAAGGACGUCAUUCUAAGGGAGUUGCCAAGACUGUAACUAAGCAACGUGUUGAGAGUCACUUCGACUUGGAACUUCGAGCUGCUGUUAUGCAUGAUGUGCUUGAUGCAAUGCCAGAGGGUAUUAAGCAAAAUAAAGCCAGGACUAUCUUGCAGCACCUUAGUGAAGCAUGGCGUUGCUGGAAAGCUAACAUUCCCUGGAAGGUUCCUGGUCUACCUGUUCCAAUUGAGAAUAUGAUUCUUCGUUAUGUCAAGUCAAAAGCAGAUUGGUGGACAAAUGUUGCCCACUACAAUCGUGAGCGUAUUAGAAGAGGUGCCACAGUCGACAAGACUGUUUGUAGAAAGAAUUUAGGAAGAUUGACCCGUCUGUGGUUAAAGGCUGAACAGGAGCGACAACACAAUUAUUUGAAGGAUGGUCCAUAUGUCACCCCAGAAGAAGCUGUUGCUAUUUACACCACGACUGUGCAUUGGCUAGAAUCAAGGAAGUUCUCACCAAUACCUUUCCCUCCUUUGUCCUACAAGCAUGACACAAAGCUUCUCAUUCUUGCGUUAGAGAGGCUGAAGGAAUCAUAUAGUGUGGCGGUGAGGUUAAACCAGACUCAAAGAGAGGAAUUAGGUCUCAUCGAACAAGCCUAUGACAAUCCUCAUGAGGCGUUGUCACGAAUAAAACGUCACCUUCUUACACAGCGUGCUUUUAAAGAGGUUGGCAUUGAGUUCAUGGACUUGUACAGUUACCUGAUUCCAGUGUACGAGAUUGAGCCACUGGAAAAGAUUACAGAUGCAUACCUUGACCAAUAUCUUUGGUAUGAAGGGGACAAACGUCAUCUCUUUCCCAAUUGGAUUAAGCCUGCUGACUCUGAACCACCUCCACUUUUAGUGUAUAAAUGGUGUCAAGGUAUCAAUAACUUGCAAGGUAUAUGGGACACCGGUGAUGGGCAGUGUGUAGUUAUGCUGCAGACGAAGUUUGAGAAGUUCUUUGAAAAGAUCGACUUGACUAUGCUUAAUAGGCUUUUGCGUUUGGUUCUGGACCACAAUAUUGCUGAUUACGUUACUGCUAAGAAUAAUGUCGUGUUAUCCUACAAGGAUAUGAGCCACACUAACUCGUAUGGUCUGAUUCGUGGUCUUCAAUUUGCCUCGUUUGUUGUUCAGUAUUAUGGACUCGUGCUGGAUCUCUUGCUCCUUGGUUUGACUCGGGCGAGUGAAAUCGCGGGCCCUCCUCAGAUGCCAAAUGAAUUCAUUACUUUUUGGGAUACAAAAGUUGAAACAAGGCAUCCAAUCCGAUUAUAUUCCCGAUAUAUAGAUAGAGUGCACAUUUUGUUCCGAUUUACUCAUGAAGAGGCACGAGAUCUUAUCCAGCGGUAUCUUACCGAACAUCCUGAUCCCAACAAUGAAAACAUGGUUGGGUAUAACAACAAGAAGUGUUGGCCAAGGGAUGCAAGAAUGAGGCUCAUGAAACAUGAUGUUAAUCUUGGGCGAAGUGUCUUCUGGGAUAUGAAAAAUCGGCUUCCUCGAAGUAUCACCACUUUGGAGUGGGAGAACAGUUUUGUUUCUGUAUUCAGCAAGGACAAUCCCAAUUUGCUCUUCAGCAUGUGUGGAUUUGAAGUACGGAUACUGCCAAAGAUAAGAAUGACUCAAGAGGCUUUCAGCAAUACAAAGGACGGAGUCUGGAAUCUGCAGAAUGAACAGACAAAAGAACGAACUGCAGUUGCAUUUUUACGUGUUGAUGAUGAGCAUAUGAAAGUAUUUGAAAAUCGUGUUAGGCAGAUCCUUAUGUCGUCAGGGUCAACAACAUUCACAAAAAUUGUUAACAAGUGGAAUACAGCUCUUAUAGGUCUUAUGACAUAUUUCCGAGAAGCAACUGUGCAUACCCAGGAACUAUUAGAUUUGCUGGUCAAGUGUGAGAAUAAAAUUCAAACUCGUAUCAAGAUUGGGCUAAAUUCAAAAAUGCCUAGCAGAUUUCCUCCUGUCAUUUUCUACACGCCGAAAGAAAUAGGAGGCCUUGGUAUGUUAUCGAUGGGUCACAUAUUGAUUCCACAAAGUGAUCUUAGAUACAGUCAACAAACAGAUGUUGGGGUAACUCAUUUCAGGAGUGGUAUGAGUCAUGAAGAGGACCAGCUAAUUCCAAAUCUUUAUCGUUACAUACAGCCAUGGGAGAGUGAGUUCAUAGAUUCACAACGUGUUUGGGCCGAGUAUGCAUUGAAGAGGCAGGAGGCACAGUCCCAGAACAGGCGCUUAACUCUCGAGGAUCUUGAGGAUUCUUGGGAUAGGGGAAUACCUCGAAUCAAUACUCUGUUUCAAAAGGAUCGGCACACUCUUGCAUAUGACAAGGGAUGGAGAGUGCGUACUGACUUUAAGCAGUAUCAAGUUCUAAAGCAGAAUCCUUUCUGGUGGACUCACCAGCGACACGAUGGGAAAUUGUGGAAUUUGAAUAACUACAGGACGGAUGUCAUCCAGGCACUUGGAGGAGUAGAGGGUAUUCUGGAGCAUACCUUGUUCAAGGGAACAUACUUUCCAACUUGGGAAGGUCUUUUUUGGGAGAAAGCAUCUGGUUUCGAGGAGUCUAUGAAAUACAAGAAGCUGACCAAUGCACAGAGAUCCGGGCUUAACCAAAUACCCAACCGUAGGUUUACCCUUUGGUGGUCACCUACCAUAAAUCGUGCUAAUGUGUAUGUGGGUUUCCAAGUUCAAUUAGACCUGACGGGUAUAUUCAUGCAUGGAAAGAUUCCCACUUUGAAGAUAUCUUUGAUUCAGAUAUUCCGUGCUCAUUUGUGGCAAAAGGUACACGAGAGUGUAGUUAUGGAUCUGUGCCAAGUUUUAGAUCAAGAGUUAGAUGCACUGGAGAUAGAAACUGUGCAGAAGGAGACGAUUCAUCCAAGGAAGAGUUAUAAGAUGAAUAGUUCCUGUGCUGAUAUUCUUCUUUUUGCUGCCCAUCGGUGGCCUAUGUCAAAGCCUAGUCUGGUUGCCGAGUCAAAGGAUGUGUUCGACCAGAAAGCAAGCAAUAAAUACUGGAUAGAUGUACAGCUUCGGUGGGGUGACUAUGAUUCCCAUGAUAUUGAACGUUACACUCGAGCAAAGUUUAUGGAUUAUACAACUGACAACAUGUCUAUCUAUCCUUCACCGACUGGAGUGAUGAUUGGUAUUGAUCUGGCAUACAAUUUGCAUUCUGCAUUUGGUAACUGGUUCCCCGGAUCGAAGCCGCUUCUUGCUCAAGCCAUGAAUAAGAUCAUGAAGUCAAAUCCAGCUUUGUAUGUUUUGAGGGAGCGUAUCAGGAAGGGGUUACAGUUGUAUUCUUCUGAGCCUACAGAGCCAUAUCUGUCAUCUCAAAACUAUGGAGAGAUUUUCAGCAAUCAAAUAAUAUGGUUUGUGGAUGACACCAAUGUGUAUCGUGUAACUAUCCACAAAACAUUUGAAGGGAAUCUCACGACUAAGCCCAUCAAUGGUGCUAUUUUUAUAUUCAAUCCAAGGACUGGGCAAUUGUUUCUGAAGGUCAUCCAUACAAGUGUGUGGGCAGGGCAGAAACGUCUCGGACAGCUGGCCAAGUGGAAAACUGCUGAGGAAGUAGCUGCUCUUGUGCGGUCCUUGCCAGUUGAAGAGCAGCCAAAGCAGAUUAUCGUCACUCGUAAGGGAAUGCUUGACCCUCUGGAGGUCCACUUGCUUGAUUUCCCCAAUGUGGUUAUCAAAGGCAGUGAGUUGCAGCUUCCAUUCCAGGCUUGCUUGAAGAUUGAGAAAUUUGGUGAUUUGAUUCUAAAGGCGACUGAGCCACAAAUGCUUCUGUUUAAUCUCUAUGAUGAUUGGCUGAAGAGCAUAUCGUCUUACACGGCUUUCUCGCGUUUGAUUUUAAUCUUGCGUGCCUUACAUGUGAAUAACGAGAAGGCAAAGAUGUUGCUAAAGCCUGAUACAACGGUUGUCACUGAACCACAUCACAUUUGGCCUUCUCUCACUGAUGAUCAAUGGAUGAAGGUAGAGGUUGCUUUGAGGGAUCUUAUACUCUCAGAUUAUGCAAAGAAGAAUAAUGUGAACACAUCGGCGCUGACCCAGUCUGAGAUUCGUGAUAUUAUUCUUGGUGCUGAGAUUACUCCACCCUCGCAACAACGUCAGCAGAUACAAGAGAUUGAAAAGCAACAGAAGGAAUCAAGCCAGCUGACAGCAGUCACAACAAAGACGACAAAUGUGCAUGGUGAAGAACUCAUUGUCACCACGACGAGUCCUUUUGAGACCCAACAGCAUGUAUCGAAAACCGAUUGGCGUGUGAGAGCAAUUUCAGCCACCAACCUUUAUCUCCGUGUUAAUCACAUUUAUGUUAAUUCGGAGGACAUUAAGGAGACAGGAUACACUUAUAUCAUGCCCAAGAACAUUUUGAAGAAGUUCAUCUGUGUAGCAGAUCUCCGAACACAAAUUGCAGGUUACCUGUAUGGUGUAAGCCCCCCCGACAACCCUCAAGUGAAAGAGAUUCGCUGUAUUGUCAUGGUUCCUCAGUUGGGUACACAUCAAGAUGUCAAACUUCCAUUGGCUCUGCCAGAGCAUGAUUUCUUGAACGACCUGGAGCCGCUUGGGUGGAUGCAUACUCAACCAAACGAGCUUCCUCAGCUGUCCCCACAGGAUCUGACUGGCCAUGCUCAAAUUCUUGAAAGUAACAAGCAGUGGGAUGGAGAAAAGUGCAUCAUCUUGACCUGCAGUUUCACUCCGGGUUCAUGCUCAUUAACUGCCUACAAACUUACCCCUUCAGGGUACGAGUGGGGGCGUGCCAACAAGGACUCCGGAAGCAAUCCUCAUGGUUACCUUCCAACUUUCUAUGAGAAGGUUCAGAUGCUCCUCAGUGAUCGCUUCCUAGGGUUUUACAUGGUUCCUGACAGUGGAUCGUGGAAUUUCAACUUCAAUGGAGUGAAGCAUAACCCUAAUCUGAAGUACGGGAUAAAGCUUGGAACACCUCGUGAGUAUUAUCACGAAGAUCACAGGCCAACUCAUUUUCUUGAGUUCAGUAAUAUAGAAGAGGGAGACAACAUGGCUGAAGGAGAUCGGGAGGACAAGUUUACCUAGUCAGGUGAAUUUGUGCUUUUAUUAAUACUCCCAUGAACCCCAAGGGUAUUGUAGUUUGAUAAUGUGACAACACUUGGAGGAGAGGGUACAAGUAAUUUUGGGCUGGCUUCUGUAUUUUCCUUUCUUUAGGAGAAGCUGAUAUAGAAUUUCCAGAUGGCGCCUUUUUUUUUCCUUGGGGUGUUCAAAACCCCCUUGAAACAUUAGCUAAAAGAACACCAUUUUAGGCUCCCAUGUAAAUACUCAGACAAAUAUGUACAAUCCAGAUCUUUCUAUGCUACUGUAAUGUAUUUUUAUAUGUAUUGGGUAACUGUAGUAAAUGUAUGACCAGUACCAAGUUCUUAUUUGUGUCCCUAUUUUCUCUUUA